This is a messenger RNA of Clunio marinus, 198 nucleotides long. NCBI's taxonomy places the organism in Eukaryota, Metazoa, Arthropoda, Insecta, Diptera, Chironomidae. The record is from the annotation of a GenBank genome assembly.
AUGUCUAUCCAAUUCACUUCGACUUCAACAGUAAAAUCUUCACUCAUGUCUCUAUCUCACUUACCCGCCUCGUCUCAUAAUUCAUUAAAAUUUCAACUCACACAUUUCUUUAGCUUUGAGUCCAGGCAGCAAAACAACAGAAAAUUUAUAGCAUUUUUGCUCUGCAUGCCUUUAAUGCUUCGUCGUCGACGAGGUUGA